Messenger RNA from Cylicocyclus nassatus, 3057 nucleotides. The record is from the annotation of a GenBank genome assembly. NCBI's taxonomy places the organism in Eukaryota, Metazoa, Nematoda, Chromadorea, Rhabditida, Strongylidae.
UUGCAGAGCGAGAUGAUCCCAUCAUUAUCAUUUCGUCGUUUCUUUUUGGGUUUGGUAAUCUGCGCCUGUCUGUUCGUCUAUACAGAUGGCGCACUUGCGGCGAUGUCCAUUGACCUGGGUUCGGAAUUCAUCAAAAUAGCCAUAGUAAAACCUGGAGUGCCUAUGGAAAUCGUUCUCAACAAGGAAAGCCGUCGAAAAACUCCACAUACUCUAGUCAUUAGGAAUAAUGAGCGAUUUUUCGCCGAAGCUGCAGCAGCUAUGGCUGUCAAAUACCCGCAAGCUGGAUAUCAACAUAUUCUUUCACUUUUGGCCAAACAGAAUGGGGAUCCUAGUGUUGAGCUGUAUAAGAAAAGGUUCCCGUUCGUGGCGUUGGGCUUUGACGAAGUGAGAAAAACCGUUGUAUUUCCGUCAGAUAACGCUACAUACAAUGUGGAAACUCUGCUUGCCAUGAUCCUUUGGUCGGCCAGACAGGCAACCGAAGCUUAUGCUAUGCAGAGGGUUAAGGAUUGUGUGAUUACGGUACCAAUAUAUUUCAACCAAGCUGAGCGUCGUGCACUCGUUACCGCAGCUGAUAUUGCCGGUUUGAAUUUGCUUCAACUCCUGAAUGACGGAACUGCUGCUGCUCUCAAUUACGGAGUAUUUCGCAGAAAGCAAAUCACCGAUAAGCCCCAAACGAUGAUGAUCUAUGACAUGGGGGCAACAAAGACUACAGCCACCAUUGUCGAGUACGUCCUUGAGCCUGACAAGACCAGUAAAGUUGCAAAGACAUCAAAUCCUGUUGUGAAAACCAUUGGGGUUGGCUACGAUAGGACUUUGGGAGGAUACGAAAUCUCGCUUAGAUUGAGAGAUCAUCUGGUGAAGGUCGUCCGUGAAACCAUGAAAACAUCUACAGACAUCACGGAAAGCCCGAGAAGCAUGGCGAAGUUGUUGAAAGAAGCUGAUCGUGUAAAGCAGGUACUAUCUGCCAACAAGUAUCAUUUCGCACAAGUAGAAGGCCUCCACGAGGAACAAAACUUCCGUGCUAAGGUUACGCGUGAGGAGUUGGAGGAACUGAUCUCUGAUUUGGAGCCUCGUUUUAUCCAGCCCAUCAAAGAUGCUUUGGCUAUGGCUGAUAAGAAGAUGGAACAGAUAGAUCAGUUCGUAUUGAUGGGAGGCGGAACUCGCAUACCAAAAAUCCAGGAGGUGUUGAAAACUGUGCUGAAUGGAAAGGAAGUUGGACAUUUUCUCAAUACUGAUGAGGCAAUCGCUCUGGGAGCCGUAUAUCAAGCUGCUGAUCUUUCCAAAUCAUUCAGAGUCCUACCGUUUGGUGUCAAAGAAAUGGUGUUGUAUCCGAUCCAGGUCGCUUUCAAGACGAAGUCUGAGGAUGGAACAUACAAGGAUGUUGCCCGCCAGAUCUUCGGACACAAGUCUUUCUAUCCUACAAGCAAGAAAAUCAUAACUUUCCAGUCCUACACUGAUGAUUUUGAGGUCGACCUUCGAUAUGGAGCUCUGGAGCACAUGAACGAUGAACAGAAAAAGCAGUUUGGAUCAGUUGAAUUGGCGCAAAUUUCUGUCAAAGGACUCGCAUCAGCAAUCGAAAAUAAUGGAUCCUGUGCUGAGUGUGAAAUCAAGGGUGUGAAAACGAUUUUUGGCGUUGAUCUCUCUGGUAUCGUUUAUGUCACAAAGACGGAUUUUGUUGUGGAUCAAAAACCGUCAGCAGAAGAGUUGUCUGCGUAUGAGCAGGCUUUGAAGGACUACGAAGAAGCCAAAAGAAUCCGAAAGGAGAAGGAAGAGGCCGAGAAAAAGUUGAGAGAAGAGAAAGAAGCAGAGGAACGUAAAAAGAAGGCUGAAGAGGAAGCCAGAAAGAACGAAACAGAUGAAGAAGAAAAGGCUCAUGACGAGGGUGAAAGCGCGAGCUCCGAAAAUAAAACGGAAGAUGCUGAGUCGACUACUGCUAACGCUGAGAAAGCAGAAACUACAGAACAGCCUAAAGAAGAGAAGAAAGUAGAAGUAGAAAAACCUUUGAAAGCUCCAGUUGAACCCAAAACUAAGACACUGAAAAUACGUUUGAACACUACUGUGAUCUUCAAGGAUCUUCUCGAUUUGAACGAAGAGCAGAUUGCUGAAGCCAAGAAAAUUCUGGGUGAUUUCCAUGAUGCCGAGCAUCAAAAGCACAGACGAGAAGAAGCUAUGAAUGCACUUGAAGGACUGAUCUACGAUCUUGCUGUGAAGAUUGAAGAUGGUGAAGAGUUUGCAGAGUAUUUGACGGCGGAGGAUAAAGAAAAGAUUGCUGAAGAGCUGAAAAGACUGCGUGUUUGGAUGGAGGACGAUGUAGGCAUCGAGACCCCCACUGAGGACUUCAUCUCCAAUAAGGCUAUACUUGAUAAACUUACUGCUGCUGCACAUAACCGCAAGAAGGAGAGACUGAUGUACCCGAAAAUGGUUGAAGCCAUGAAGAGCAUUUUCAAUGAGUCGCAAACAUUCUAUAAAUUUGCACUCAACUUAACGACUGCAGAUGACCCUAUCUUUACAGAGACAGAGCUUGAGGUUUUGUCCAAACUAAUCAACACAACGACGGAAUGGUGGGAAGAGAAGAGCGUUGCAUACGAGAAGCAGGCAAAGAGUGAAGAACCCGUCAUGACUGCUGAAGAAGUAGCCACAAAGAUUCGAGAUCUUGAUCGCGAGGUGAAAUACCUGUUGAACAAGAUGAAGAACUUUAAACCGAAAAAGAAGGUGGAGCCUAAAGAAGCGGAGAAGACCAAUGUUACUGAUGAAGAUAGUACGACGGAACGCGCCGAAUCUAGCGUUGAGGAACCGAAAACGACCGAAGAUGUUGCCAAUGAAACUAAACCCGAAGAAGAAAAGCCCGAAACUAAAUCUGAAGAAGAAAAGGCUGAAAAACCGUCGUAUGUAACAGAUGGCAACAAUUCGAUGAAUUCUUCUCGUAAUGGAUUAUACAAGCCGAGGCCGCAAUUCUUCUUUAGUCUUGUUAAAGUCUACGGUUACGAAAGCUUUGACCAGGAUGUGGAUUCGAUAGUAAAAGGGCUGGACUGUGUGAUCUGGAGGCUAAACAGCUAA